CUUCCGCUCCUCUGAUUGGUCAGUUCAGGCCAGCUGGCUGUGACGCUGCAGGCAGCAGCAGUUGUGGACGGUCGUUAGUGCCAUUUCUUUAUUUUGGUUUGAUUGCUUCUGCGCGCAGGCUCAUGCCACUCCGUGUGGUUAGACUGAAGCGGGUUGUGGUCCAGGCCUGGGUGUGAACCCUGUCUGUGUGGCUCCCUAUCGAGAUGUCGUCGGCCGAGCAGGACGGGACCUGCAGUCAGUUUAAUAAGUUUGAGAAACUGUCGUGGAGGCCCUCCAUCCGUGACUCAGGCUCCAAGAAGCGUGCGAGGUGGCUUCAGGCUCGGCGCAUCUUCUCCCCUUCCUGCCCCAACUUGCGGAUCCCCAACAGGUUUCUGAGAGAAGGACACUGUGUACCCCCCGCCCGGAGUGGACACCGCUGUGUUGCAGACAGCACCAACCUGUAUGUGUUUGGAGGCUACAACCCUGACUUUGAGGAGGCAGGCGGGUCAGAGAAUGAAGACUACCCUCUUUUCAGGGAGCUCUGGCGAUUUCAUUUUGCCACAGCCACCUGGCAGCAGAUUCGCACAGAGGGUUACAUGCCCACAGAGCUGGCCUCUAUGUCAGCCCUAGUGGAGACUGAUUGUGUUCAUGUCUCGCGCUCAGCUGUUCUACACGGCAACAACCUGCUUGUGUUUGGUGGCACUGGGAUUCCAUUUGGUGAAAACAACGGCAAUGAAGUCCAUGUUUGCAAUGUUCAGUACAAACGAUGGAACCUGCUCAACUGCAAAGGGAAGAAACCCAACAAGAUCUACGGACAGGCCAUGGCCAUCAUAAAUGGCUACCUCUAUGUGUUUGGCGGGACAACGGGCUACCUUUACAGCACCGACCUGCACAGGCUGGACCUGACCACCAGAGAGUGGACCCACCUCAAACCCAACAACACUCCCUCGGAUUUACCUGAGGAGAGGUACAGACAUGAACUAGCUCAUGAUGGACAGAGAAUCUACAUUUUAGGAGGUGGGACUUCCUGGACGUCAUAUCCCCUGGACAAGAUCCACGCAUAUAACUUAGAGACAAAUCACUGGGAGGAAAUGGUCACCAAACCCCAUGAAAAAAUAGGAUAUCCUGCUGCCCGCCGUUGUCACAGCUGUGUGCAGGUCAAAGAUGAAGUGUUUAUAUGUGGUGGUUAUAAUGGAGAGCUGAUUCUAUCCGACUUGUGGAAGAUCAACCUGCAGACAUUACAGUGGACCAAGCUGCCUGCAGCCAUGCCAGAACCAGCCUACUUUCACUGUGCUGCAGUCACUCCGGCUGGCUGCAUGUACGUCCACGGCGGCGUCGUCAACAUGUCUGGGAACAGAAGGUCCGGCUCUUUGUACAAAGUGUGGUUGGUGGUGCCCAGCCUGCUGGAACUGACCUGGGAGAAACUGCUGAAAACUUUCCCUCACUUGGCCCAGCAGUCCACCCUUCAGCUGCUCAGCAUGGGACUGACGCACACACUAAUUCAGCGGCUCAAGUAGAGGAAGCACAGAGACUGAAGGAAGCGGCAUGAGAGGGACCAGCACUAACUCUAAAAUCAGUGACUAGGAAAAAAAAAGUAUUUGAAAGGACAGAGAUGCUGUUGUUGGAUAAUUGUGAAAAACUUUUAAUGCCUUUUAACUUGAGUUUUAUGUAAAUGUGUGUGCUUUUUAUUUAUUUUUUAAUUGCAAAAUGCAAUGUUUUGUGUUUCUCAGUAUGAACGUGUUAGAUUUAAAUCUGCAUGCAUCAAUGUGGACACAACAAUCGCUCUUUCUUGUGCUUUGGUCUCGUCAUUCCCCAGUUUGUUUGUGUUUUUACCACACAUCACUGUUUAAACUUUUGGAGCAUGAGCAGGAAUAGUUAAAUGUUCCAACGACCUUCUUGAGAGGCAAAAUGAAUGUUGCAUCUGCUAGUGCCAUUUUAGAUUAAAUUCAGAGACGGAGAUUAGCUCGUGUCACUGAUGCACACUGUGCCAUUUUUGACACAUGAUCAGUCAGCUGCUGCUACGCCCACUGUGACAUAAGCUAGAUAAAAAAUGACUGUCAAACAAUGCUGAUACAAACUUAAAUUUCCAUUUAGUUAGUAUACAAAUCAGCCAGAUUCUCUGAAAAGAGGUACACUGAUGAAGCAUGGACACUUUAUAGCUGGGAUACCUAAAAGUCUAUUUAGGUCAAUUAUUUAAGGCAUCAUGUUUUAGUCUCAAGGGCUUUCUGAUAGUGAGCUGUGAUUGUAACUGUACGGUACAGAUUUAAAGAUGUUCCCCUCACUAGUCACAUUAAGCCUUGUGAUCAGAUGAAAACUCAAGCCAUUUUAAACCUCCUGACACAUGGCAUCACUGUGAAUCUUCUAGUGCCUCUUCAACUAUUCUUCCUCUUUUAGGAAACAUUAAGCUUAAUGAGUUGGACAUUAAUGUAUACACCUGUAGCUCCACAGUGAUUCUUAAGCCUUUUUAUUUCUACAUUUGGUGCCUUCUGAAUUUCCAAAAUGUCACAAACCUUGUUUUUACAUCUCUGUAAAUCAGUCUGGGUAAUAUUUUUGAUUUGUUCAGAACUUUCAUAACUGUGCACACUUAGCCUUUGUGAUCUACCCGGUGUUCUCCACACGAACGCUUUGUUGCUGAAGCUUUCUGUUCAUAAUUAAUCAGGAGAUGCCACAAACUAAAUCAUUUCCAUUAACUGAAUUACACAGACAUUUAUCUAUUUAUUUGAAUCACUGUGCUGCUGCUUUAUUUUAUUACAAAACGUUGAGAUGUAGCAGAACAUGUAGCUACAUUUCUUUCUUUUUUCCCCACUUGAUUUCAUUGUCAAUUCACUUCCCUUUUUAAACUAGUGAUAAGGUAGAGUAUGUAAGGCGUACUCAGGAUGUGAAAUACUGUGAUCAGGCCGCAAACAUUCACCAUCGCCUAAAUGUCAACACGCUUAGUCAUUUUUGCGGCACAGACGACUGAUGAUACAAAUAUUUUGUGGUUACUGCGUUCUGUAAAUCUUAAAUACUGUAACACUCCCA
Messenger RNA from Cottoperca gobio, 3000 nucleotides. RefSeq names its product kelch domain-containing protein 10-like. Gene Ontology annotation, molecular function: protein binding. NCBI's taxonomy places the organism in Eukaryota, Metazoa, Chordata, Actinopteri, Perciformes, Bovichtidae. Gene Ontology annotation, biological process: positive regulation of stress-activated MAPK cascade. The transcript has 10 exons. The record is from RefSeq and is a predicted model, not a curated record. The coding region runs from base 204 to 1496 and encodes 430 amino acids.